AUGAUUGGUAACGGCAUAGCGUGUCCUGACGGUGCGAUGAGUGUUUCAGACGAUAUUGAUAAUUAUACUCCCAGCGCGAAUAGCUUUUGUAGAGAUUUUAUCAGGGGAUGUUGUAUCAGGGAAAACUGUAGAUAUAUACAUGAAAUUCCACCAAAAGCUCGCUUAAAAGAGUUGUUUCGAUUCUGUCACGACUUUCAAAACAAAGGCUGUUUUAGAGGAAAUUGUAAAUUUGUACAUAGCUCUGUUGAAGAAGAAGAACACUUUUAUGCAACUGGAAUAUUUCCGAGAGAUCCACGCAAUGUACCUGUCUGCCAAAACUACUUACAUGGUACAUGCACUAAUCAAGAUUGCAAGUUUAUUCAUCCAGACAUGACUGGUAAUGAAAUAGUUCCUGUGCAUAGCGCUCCUUUGCCUGCUUUUAGUCGUCCUCCACCACCCAUCAGGGAUGAUGACUCUCCUCCAGAGGCUAAAUUUAGACGUUUUGCUUUUGAAGAGACUGUUAUAGAUAAGCAAGUUUUGUCACCAUCAAAUAUAUGUACUAAUUGUGAAGCUUUAAACCAUAAGGUUAAAUUGUUACAUGAUAACAUAAGUGUAUUAUUAAAGAAAAUUGCAGACUUGACUGAAAAAAAUGUUCAACUUACAUCAAUGAAUGAAUUUUUGUUAGAGCAGAAUUCCGUUAGAAACAAUCAGCCUUGUGUAAUUACAUCAAGACAUGGUACAUCGGCUCCUGUAUCACUGGCAACUGUAAGUGUAACACCAGUAGUAAGCUUAGCUGGGGCUUUACCAACAUUAGUUCCUGCUGCUGCAACACCUAAUUUAACAUUAGCUCCAGCUGCAUCUAGGGCACAGUUGUUAACACCAGCACCUCAAUUACUUACUGUAAGUACGACUCAACAACUAAUGGGUAAUUCUGGAGCAUUGAUUGUAACCAGUGCAGGUGCUCAACAGUUGAUGCAAGUGAGUGACUCUAGCAAUCUAAUGGGUGGGGGACAAACUGUUGUUGCUGUGACACCUGCCCAAUUGACUUUAGCACCACCCACACAGCAAUUAAUGAGUAAUGCACCACAGACAGCUGUUCAACAACUUGUUCAACAAUCGGCACUACAGACACAAUUGGCUCCACAGCAUCAAGCAUCUCAAUUUGCAGCAGCACAGCAGUCUGUACAACAUUUGGCAGCACAACAGUCUGCUCAACAUUUAGCAGUGCAGCAGUCAGCACAACAUUUAGCAGCUCAACAAUCAGCCCAGCAUUUGGCAGCACAACAGGCUUCACAGCACCUUGCAGCUGCACAACAGUCAGCACAGCAACUAGCAGCAGCAGCUCAGCAGUCAGCUCAACAAAUGGUGGCCCAGCAGUCUGCACAACAACUAGCAGCUCAACAGUCUGCACAACAACAAUUAGUUCCCUCUGGACAACAAUUAGUGCAUCAAACCUCUUCACAGCAAAUAACUAUUUCCAACACAAGUCAACCAAUGGCGCUGUCAAAUUCACAGGCUCAGCCUAUAACAUUUCCAAUAAUAUCCCAGAGCAUUUUGCCACAUUAA
This is a messenger RNA of Parnassius mnemosyne (clouded apollo), 1545 nucleotides long. The record is from the annotation of a GenBank genome assembly. Lineage: Eukaryota; Metazoa; Arthropoda; Insecta; Lepidoptera; Papilionidae.